AGCGGUUCAAUGAGACAAUGUUUGAAGUGUACAACUUGUAUGCACUCAGCAUCUGCCAUGUGUGUGGCUCCUACCAGUGCCCAUACUGCCCAGUGUUCAACAAUGCACCAACAUCUUUUGGCCAGAACCAAGAGCAAGCUGUGCUGUCUCUGACUGUGCUUCUGACAGUGCUUUGGAGGCAUCUGUUGAAAGGGUAGCUGGCUGUUGUGGUGCUGUGACAGUUAUUUUUCUCAAGCAACAAGAACAAACUAUCACAAAGACAUUGCCAUUGCAGCUGUGCAGUCUGCUUCAGUCAGGACUUCAUUGUGCAGCAUGCUGUGGGUUUCCUGUUGGGGCUGGUUCCAGGAAGCCACAGCCUCAUUUUCCUCAUUCUUUUUUUUUCUUUUCCCACCAUCGGCAAGGUGCAUUCUGUUCAGUCGCCGGAUGAAUGUAUACCUUCAUCACUGAAAUGAGGUAUGGGGCAGCUUGAGAUUGCAAGUUUGUGCAUUGCUUGGCUCAACGAAGAUGCCCAUUGGAAAAGGCACCAGUCAGUCAACACAGUUUUUAUAGGCGCCUUUCUUUUCCAUAUGUUUGUAAUUUUGGCAUGCGAGGUUCUACUACAUAAUUUUUUUUUAUUUAGCCCUGUGCAGAGAUUGGCAACUACUUGUGAUUUUUAGGUUCAUGAUUUCAAGCAUUCAUUUGCAUCGCAACAUUUCUUUUUUAUUUUUGCCAUUUAAUGUUCAGAGCCAAGUUUUACUUUAGCAUUCAUCUGUUGUGAACAUCUAGUAGUAGUCAUCAGAGUUUGACAUAUCUAAGCAAGAGUUGUGUUAUAUAUAUGUGUUGAGUGCUUGUUUAUUUUUGCAUUAUUUUCAUAUGCAGCAUUUGUCACUAUCAUAAACCUUUAGCAGUGUUGUUGGACAUACCACUUGCUCGAAGACAAUGAUGAUGGCAGUGAUUGUUUUAGUUGUGUUCAUACUUUCAUUUUUUUUUUCACAAUUUGAAAGCAAUAGUCAUCAUUUGUGUAAAAUUAAUCAACUUCACAGAAGGCUGCUGUGAUUCAAGGGAAAGAAUGUUCACUGAAGGCAGGUCAAGCGUAUCAUCUCCUAUUUGUACAACAUUUUAUGUGAAGUAAAUUAUUGCUACAUAUAACUUUCCACUGAUAAAAUUGACAUUGUUGUAUAUCAUUUUGCAAUACCUGUACGUGUCAUACAGGUAUGUAUGUGGUUAGAAAUCAAUGCAGGAGUGAAAUCUGGAAGAAACAAGAAAUUCUGACUUCGAUUAUUCAAGCAGCUAUAGUUUCAGAACUCUUGUUGGCAGCCUCCCAUUGCAUCUAUCUGCACUGCUGUUUUUGAGGAAGAAUGCAAUUGCAGUGUUUGCACUAAGCAACUUCUGGAAGAUAUGACCAUUUAAUUAAGGAGACCAAAACAUCCUAGCCUGUCUUUAACUUCCCUAUAUUUGUUUUUCCUUCUGCAGUAAAAGCAAUUAUUGGAGGCUGCAGCUUUUUGCAUUGAUGUCCUUUCCCUUUAUUGUGACAAAUCUCGCAACUUGCUCACUUGUUACUAUAAAUAAGUGCAUCUUACCUAAAAAUAUACAAAUGGGCAUCUUGAGCCGGAGUGAAUUGUGUGCUACAUCGCUAAAUUCUCAAUAUAAACAUUGACCUUGGAAAGCUGCAACAACCAACAAGUCCAUAGGUUGGGGUGGGUUGUUAUUGUAUGUUUGAAUGACGCAUGGAACAACUAAGUCCUGCAGGAUUAUUUGGAGCAAUAACACAGGGCACACUGAGGCCUGAAUAUGAUGCUCUGUGCUAUUCAUCCUCCUGUCUUGCCAAAAAAAUACUGUAAAUACAGAGAGAUAAAGUGUGUUCGUGCUUC
Molecule: messenger RNA, 1850 nt
Organism: Rhipicephalus microplus (southern cattle tick)
Lineage: Eukaryota; Metazoa; Arthropoda; Arachnida; Ixodida; Ixodidae
Gene: Mcr
Product: macroglobulin complement-related
Cellular component (GO): extracellular region
Molecular function (GO): protein binding; endopeptidase inhibitor activity
Source: RefSeq, a predicted model, not a curated record